AUGAUGGAGCUGUACGUGCUGCUGCCGUGGUUGUGCGUUGCGGUUUUAGAGCUCACGGGCGGGGUAACUCAUGUGGAGGCAGUACCGAAAAAUGGCAAGCAAUCGAUCAAGAAGAAGUACAGGCCCAUCUAUCACAUAUCGUCGCCGAGGGGAUGGAUCAGCGACCCCACGGGCUUCACGUACUUCAAGCGGCAGUACCACAUGUUCUUCCAGUACCACCCGCACGACGGCACCUGGGGCAACAUCCAUUGGGGGCACGCAGUCAGCAUGAACCUCAUCGACUGGACCCACUUCCCCCCGGCGAUCGUCCCUAAGGAGUACUACGAGAUGCACGGCUGCCAAUCGGGCACCGCCUUAGUGCACAACAACUACCUCACGCUCUUCUACACCGGCACCGUUGUGGCGGACAACGAAACGUUCCAGACGCAGAACCUAGCGUUGAGCGCCGACGGAAUCGUGUUCCAGAAGUACAUAUACAACCCCUUGAUAAGGGAGGCGCCGCACGGAGUCAGCGAGUUCCGCAACCCGAGGGUAUGGAAGUUUCGCAACACCUGGUACAUGAUGAUCGGCACAACGUCCCGCGAGAGGAACGGCAAGCUUAUACUUUACACGUCCGGCGACAUGUUCAACUGGAAACUGGACGGCACCAUAGCCGAGUCGAUGGGCGACAUGGGCAACAUGUGGGAGAAUCCGGACAUGUUUGAGAUGGACGGCCAGCACGUGCUGAUUUUCUCCGCGCAGGGCGUCAAAACCGAGGGGUACAGGUUCAGGAACCUUUAUCAGACCGGGUACGUAGUUGGCAAUUUCGAUUACGUGCUCGGCCAGUUCGAGGACAUAGAAAUAUCCACGGCCACGUUCACCGAGCUGGACUACGGUCACGACUUCUACGCGGCGAAGACCAUGUUGGCGAGCGACGGGCGGCGGCUGCUCGUCGCGUGGCUGGGCAUGUGGCAGAGCGACUUCAUAGAGUCGAAAGACGGCUGGGCGAGCAUGUUGACCAUGGUAAGGGAGCUGCGCCUCUCCGAAUCGAGCCGUUUGAUCAUGACCCCCGUGCGGGAGAUAGUGGACCUGCGCGCGGAGAUCUUGGAGGACGCGUGGUACAGUCCCGGCGAAAUGUUCUACGCGGGCACCAAGUCCUUCGAGUUGAUAGUGAACUCGAGCACGAUAGUAUCGUUCGUCGGCCUCGCACUCGAGUGGGGCACGGAGAACAGAUACUCGAUAGGCUACCACGCGGACCACGGCCACGUGAGCGUCGACCGCGGCGGCACGGACGGUGUGAGGAUCGCCGAGUGGGUCCCGGUGGGCUACAUCCACUGGCGCAUAUUCGUGGACGGCAGCUCCAUAGAGGUCUACUGCGGCGAGGGCGAGGUGGUCUUCACCAGCCGCAUCUACCCCAAGAAGGACAUACGAGUGAGGGUAUCCGGCGACACGCAACUGCACGUCACCCAGUACAGGCUCCGCCGCAGCAUCGGCCACAAGAACAAAAAGCCAAACAAGCACACCAAGAAAAAGACGAAACAGCUGAAGAGGUUCAAGGUUGACUCCGACACCGCCAUA
Molecule: messenger RNA, 1557 nt
Organism: Iphiclides podalirius (scarce swallowtail)
Lineage: Eukaryota; Metazoa; Arthropoda; Insecta; Lepidoptera; Papilionidae
Source: the annotation of a GenBank genome assembly